Closterium sp. Yama58-4 is the source of this 2610-nucleotide messenger RNA. The record is from the annotation of a GenBank genome assembly. Lineage: Eukaryota; Viridiplantae; Streptophyta; Zygnematophyceae; Desmidiales; Closteriaceae.
AUGGACGUGUGGGGCCCAGCCCGCGUCCAGGGACAGGGCCGCGAGCGAUACUUUCUUGUGGUUGUUGACGACUACUUGCGUUACACCACGGUCUUCCCCUUGCGCACCAAGGGUGAGGUCCCUGCUGUUUUGAUCCCUUGGAUCCGAGCUGUCCGUCUCCAGCUGCGCGAGCGGUUCCGCACGGACCUUCCUGUCUUGCGUCUGCACUCUGACAGGGGUGGUGAGUUCUCCUCUGGCCUCUUGGGGUCCUUUUGUGAGGCGGAGGGCAUUCACCAGUCGUUCACGCUUCCGGCCUCCCCGCAGCAAAAUGGGAUUGCUGAGCGCUGCAUUGGCUUAGUCAUGGAGAGACCUCGCCUACACAUAGUUGGACGGGAUGCGUCCGCAUUCCGGGUCUGGGAUUCCUUUGCCUUUGUCCGCGAUUCCAUCGCGCGCAAGCUCUCCUCUCGCGCCAUACCCUACGUCUUCCUUGGCUUUCCCCCUGACGCGCCUGGCUGGCAGUUUUACCACCCAACCUCGCACCGUGUCUUCACGUCUCAGGACGUCACCUUUGACGAGUCGGUUCCUUUCUACCGUCUCUUCCCCUACCGCACUGCCCCUCUCCCCCCCGCCGCCACUCUUCCUCGCUCCAGGUCCCCCUCCGGUAGACCCCCUCCCCCCUCAGGGUCCUGCUCCUUCAGGCCUUGGGGUGCUGAGCCUGAGGGUGCUGCUUCUGGGGGUGCUGUGCCUGGUGGAGCUGGGUCUACUGGUGGUCUUCCGGGUGCCUCACUUCAGCGGUCUCCCCAGCGGGAGCCCCUCUCACCCCAGAAGCUGCGUAAGUGGCUAGCUCACCGCACUCACCUCCGACGCAGCGCUACUGGAGCUGGGGGCACUGGCGCUGGAGGCGCUGGAGGUGCUGGAGCUGCGAACGCUGGAGCUGGAGGCACUAGUGCUCGGUACACUAGAGCUGGAGGCACUGGAGCUGGAGGCACUGGAGCUGGAGGCACUGGCGCUGGAGGCGCUAGGGCUGGAGGAACUGACGCUGGAGAGCUGGAGGCGCUCGAGCUGGAGGCACUGACGCUGGAGGCGCUAGAGCUGGAGACACUGGAGCUGGAGGCGCUGGAGCUGGAGACACUGGCACUGGAGGCACUAGCGCUGGUAACGCUAGAGCUGGUGGCGCUGGAGCUGGAGGCGCUGGAGCUGGAGGCACUGGAGCUGGAGGCACUAGAGCUUGAGGCACUGAGCAGCAGCGACUGUUUUUCUUGCCGCCGCCGCAGCUACUCACCGCUGCCUGCCCCCCUUCCUUACACAGAGCAGCCAGAGUCCCGGACAGAGCCUUGUGAGCCUGCGUCUCGUCUUGCCUCCCGUGUUCGCACUGUUCACCGUGCUCGUCUAGUCACGCGUCCGCGUCCUCCUCCUGUGCCAGGUACUCACACUAUGGCACUUCGUCCUUCCUCUGUCCCACAGCGUGUCCCCCUGCCGUCUCCUCCUGCGUCUUCUCUUCCUGUCGUUCUGGACCCUGAGUCUGACACUAUUCGUGCUGCUCACCCUACUGUCACGCGUCUCCUGGCCACUGUUGUCACUGACCCGUCCUUUGAGUCUACUGCUGGGUCUGCCUUAGUUGUUGAGUUUGUGGACUUUGCUGCUGCGUGUCGUCUAGACUAUGCUGCCAGUCUUGUUGCUGAGUCUAAGUCUGUCUGUCCUCCGUCCGUCGGGGGUGAGUGUGCUCUUGGCACGGACGUCAUUGAGGACAGGCAGGAAGACUUUGAGUGUCUUGCGGCUGUUGUACCUCAUCUCACGGCCUGGCUACUUGCAGACCCGGAUGCACUGGACAUCCCGACCCCGCGCUCUUACGCUGAGGCGAUCGCGGGUCCCUACUCCUCUCAGUGGCAGACAGCCAUGGACGCAGAGAUGGCAUCCUGGAAGUCCACACGCACCUACGUCGACGCAGUUCCCCCUCCUAGGGCGAACAUAGUCGAUGGCAUGUGGAUUUUCAGGGUGAAGCGGCCGUCGGGUUCUCCGCCUGUCUUCAAGGCUCGUUACGUUGCUCGAGGCUUCAGUCAGCGACAAGGAGUUGACUUCUUCCAGACCUUCUCCCCCACCCCAAAGAUGACCACUCUUCGGGUGCUACUGCACGUUGCCGCUCAGCGUGACUACGAGCUUCACUCUCUUGACUUCAGCACAGCUUUCUUGCAGGGCAGCCUGCACGAGGAGAUCUGCCUGCACCGCCCACCUGGCGGUGUCAAUGAGUCAUUUCCUGCAGGUACUCAGUGGAGCCUCUGGCGGCCAGUCUACGGUCUCCGCCAGGCGCCUCGUGAGUGGCACGACAUACUGAGGACUACGCUUGCGGCUCUCGGGUUUGCUCCGUCCACUGCUGACCCGUCACAGUUUCUGCGCAAUUACACUUCGCUACCGCUGUUCUACAUCCUCGUGUACGUCGACGACCUGGUCUUUGCCACUGCUGACACUGAGGCACUUGCCCUUGUGAAGUCGGAGCUGCAGAAGAGACACACCUGCUAUAGCCUGGUCACACAUGGUGCAGCAGGUCCUUCAGCGCUUCGGCUUCCAGUUCUUCUCACCACAGUCCAUUCCUCUGCCUACCAGUCACUCGCUCUCAGCUCUGCCUUCGGAUGA